AUCCCUCGGUUCUCUCCUCCCCUAGGCCGGGUGUGACGGAGCCUGCAGGAUCGUCACUGUAUCUCCGGGCCGCCGGUGUGAUUGCUCGGGUGUCCUCCUCGCCUGGUUUCCUGGGGCAUGGCGAGUGGGACCGGUGUCCGGGUGGCGGCCCGAGGCCCUGAAUCACCGUGUUAGCAUUGGGCAGCGUGCAAGCGGGGGUCAGCAUGUCGGGGGAGGUCCGCCUGCGGCAGCUGGAGCGGCUCUUUUUGGACGGGCCGUGCCGCGGAGCUGGGGGCUGUCUGAGCGUGGAGAGUCUGUUGGACUCGCUCAUUUGCCUGUAUGAUGAGUGCUGCGCCUCGCCGCUCCGCAGGGACAAGCACAUCCACGACUACAUAGAAUGGGCCAAACCGUUUGCUCUGAAGGUGAAGCAGAUGCGACUUCAUAAGGAAGAUUUUGAAAUUCUAAAAGUCAUUGGAAGAGGAGCCUUUGGUGAGGUUGCAGUGGUCAAGCUGAAAAAUGCAAAUAAGGUGUUUGCUAUGAAGAUUUUGAAUAAAUGGGAAAUGCUGAAAAGAGCAGAGACGGCUUGCUUUCGAGAAGAAAGAGAUGUGUUGGUGAAUGGAGAUAGCCAGUGGAUCACAACGCUACACUACGCCUUCCAGGAUGACAACUAUUUAUACCUUGUUAUGGAUUACUAUGUUGGGGGAGACCUGCUCACGUUGCUCAGCAAGUUUGAGGACAGGCUACCUGAAGAAAUGGCUCGAUUUUACCUGGCGGAGAUGGUUAUGGCUAUAGAUUCUGUCCACCAGCUUCACUAUGUUCACAGGGACAUCAAACCUGAUAACAUCUUGCUGGAUAUGAAUGGGCACAUACGACUGGCAGACUUUGGCUCCUGUCUAAAGCUAAUGGAAGACGGAACUGUCCAGUCGUCUGUGGCUGUUGGGACUCCAGACUAUAUAUCUCCUGAAAUUCUUCAAGCUAUGGAAGAUGGAAAAGGGAAAUAUGGGCCUGAGUGUGACUGGUGGUCUCUUGGGGUCUGUAUGUAUGAGAUGCUGUAUGGAGAAACACCUUUCUAUGCAGAGUCUUUAGUGGAAACAUAUGGGAAGAUAAUGAACCACAAAGAGAGAUUCCAGUUUCCUACACAAUUAGCAGAUGUCUCAGAAAAUGCAAAAGAUCUUGUCAAAAGGCUUAUCUGCAGCCGGGAACAUCGUCUUGGUCAGAACGGGAUAGAAGACUUUAAGAAUCACCCAUUCUUUGCUGGCAUUGACUGGGAUAACAUACGUAACUGUGAAGCACCUUAUAUCCCAGAGGUCAGCAGCCCGACUGACACAUCCAACUUCGAUGUAGAUGACGACUGUUUAAAAAACUGUGAGACUAUGCCACCACCCACUCAUACAGGGUUUUCUGGGCACCACCUACCAUUUGUGGGAUUCACCUACACAAGUAACUGUGUACUCUCGGAUCGGCGCAGCUUAAGAGAAGCAUCUGCAACUUUGAGCAUCAGUCUGGAUGACAAUGUACAGAGAACAUUGGAGGAUAGUUUAGCCACAGAGGCCUAUGAGAGGAGGAUACGCAGACUAGAACAGGAGAAGCUGGAACUGAGCAGAAAGCUGCAAGAAUCCACGCAAGCAGUUCAGGCUCUUCAGUAUUCAUCAGUAGACGGACCUGUGACUGCAAGCAAAGAUUUAGAAAUAAAAACCCUAAAGGAAGAAAUAGAUAAACUGAAAACACAAAGUUCAGGUGGAAGCCAACUUAACCAGCAGCUUGAGAAAACCAAUUUAAAGCUGCAAGAUAUGGAAGAGUUUUCUAAACAAAUAAAAGCCUUUGAAAAACAAGUAAAAAUGCUGAAGCAGGAAAAGGACGAACUUAACAAGGAAUUGGCAGAAUCAAGUGAGAGGUUAAAAUCCCAAACCAAAGAGCUAAAAGAGGCCCAGAGCCAGCGAAAACAGGCCAUGCAGGAAAUGACCGAACUGAAUGAGCGUCUGACCGAGCUGCGCACUCAUAAGCAAAAGUUUGUGCGGCAACUUCGCGAAAAGGAGGAGGAAACGGAGCUUGCCGUGCAUAAAGUAGAAGGCUUACGCCAAGAACUGCGAAAAGCAGAAAGAGCCAAAAAGGAGCUUGAAUCUCAGGCCGAAGCUGCAACAGCAGAAGCAUCUAAGGACAGAAAACUACGUGAGAGAAGCGAGCAAUAUGCCAAACAACUGGAGAGCGAAUUGGAGGGGCUAAAACAAAAAAGCGUUGGCCGGUUUCCUGGGGGCAGCAUCUCUGAACAUCAGCAAGAGAUCACCAAAUUCAAGGCUGACCUGGAAAAGAAAAGUGUCUUCUAUGAGGAGGAGAUUUCUAAACGAGAGACUCUGCAUGCAAAUGAGAUUAAGAACCUAAAGAAGGAGUUACGAGAUGCAGAAAGUCAGCAGCUGACCCUCAAGAAAGAGAUCCUGAUUCUGAAGGACAAGCUGGAGAAAACGCGCAGAGAAAGCCAAAGUGAACGAGAAGAGUUUGAAGCAGAGUUCAAACAGAAAUUUGACCGUGAAAGAGUCUUGUUAACAGAAGAAAACAAGAAGCUCUCAAAUGAACUUGACAAGCUUACAACAAUGUUUGAGAAACUGAGCGUAAAUAACCGGCAGCUGGAGGAUGAAAUGAGGGAUUUGGCAGACAAGAAGGAGUCUGUGGCACAUUGGGAGGCGCAGAUCACCGAAAUCAUCCAAUGGGUGAGCGAUGAAAAAGAUGCUCGGGGUUAUCUGCAAGCAUUGGCGUCCAAAAUGACAGAAGAAUUGGAGACCCUGCGUAACUCCAGCCUGGGUGCUAGGGGCACGGACAUGCCUUGGAAGAUGCGCCGCUUUGCGAAGCUGGAUAUGUCUGCCCGACUGGAACUGCAAUCAGCCCUGGAUGCCGAGAUCAGAGCCAAACAAACCAUACAGGAGGAGCUAAACAAAGCCAAGGCCGCUAUAAUAGCUACCGAAUGCAAACUACAAGAGUCUGAGAAGAGGAAUCAGGAGCUUUCCACUGAAAUCGAGAAGCUUAAGUGGGAAACUGAUGAACUGCGAUCGGAGAAAGGUGUAAAACAUCAGGAGUCCCAGAAUUCUUUCCUUGCGUUUUUGAAUAAUCCUACCUCUGUCUUGGAUCAGUUUGAAAUGGAUUCUGUGGAUAACUUUACACUGUCCAACACGCCAUCUCGGGACGAGGACGUCAAAUCCCAGGUCAUAUCACGCUCCAGAUCUCCUUCUACAAUGAGUGAUAUUGAACCUGCUGAGGUAGGAGAUCACCCUACUCGCUCUGUUCAGACACCAACAAUGAGGGCGUCCUAUAUCAGUUCUGGCACUUCCACACCCAAGCCCAAAGCCCAUCAGUUUGUAGUGAAGUCUUUCAACGCGCCAACAAAAUGCAACCAGUGUACAUCGUUGAUGGUUGGGUUGAUUCGGCAGGGCUGUACUUGUGAAGUGUGUGGGUUUUCAUGUCAUGUGACCUGUGCAGACAAAGCCCCUGCAGUGUGCCCAAUUCCUCCUGAACAGACAAAGGGACCACUGGGUAUAGAUCCACAGAAGGGUAUAGGGACAGCAUACGAGGGACACGUCAGGGUACCCAAGCCAGCUGGUGUUAAGAAGGGGUGGCAGAGGGCUCAGGCCGUGGUGUGUGACUUCAAGCUCUUCCUAUAUGACUUGGCUGAGGGCAAAGCUUCACAGCCCAGUACGGUAGUCAGUCAAGUCAUCGACAUGAGAGAUGAGGAGUUUGCUGUGAGCUCAGUCUUGGCCUCUGAUGUCAUCCAUGCAAGUCGCAAGGACAUUCCGUGCAUAUUUAGGGUAACUGCAUCCCAGCUGUCUGCAUCCAGCAACAAGUGCUCUAUCUUGCUCCUGGCAGACAGUGAAAAUGAGAGGAGCAAGUGGGUGGGGGUUCUGAAUGAACUGCACCGGCUGUUGAAGAAGAACAAACUGAAAGAUCGUUCUGUUUAUGUCCCCAAAGAGGCAUAUGAUAGCACCCUGCCUCUCAUUAAAAACACCCAGUCCGCUGCCAUUCUAGAUCAUGAAAGAAUAGCUCUGGGCAAUGAAGAAGGACUUUUUGUUGUUCAUGUCACCAAGGACGAAAUUAUUCGGGUUGGGGAUAACAAGAAGGUUCAUCAGGUGGAGCUGAUACCGAACGAACAGCUUAUAGCUGUAAUUUCAGGGAGAAACCGCCAUGUUCGACUCUACCCCAUGGCCUCUUUAGACGGGAGAGAGACUGAGUUUUUUAAGUUGGCUGAGACAAAGGGCUGUCAGGGUAUCGCGUCUGGCCAGAUUCGCCACGGAGCCUUAACUUGUCUGUGUGUGUCAAUGAAGAGGCAGGUACUCUGCUAUGAACUGAACCAGAGCAAGACACGCCAUAAAAAAAUCAAAGAGAUACAAGUUCCUGGGAAUGUCCAGUGGAUGUCCAUUUUUAAUGAGCGCUUAUGUGUUGGUUACCAAUCAGGAUUUAUUAGGUAUCCUUUGCACGCUGAAGGUAGCCCGUAUAGCCUUCUCCAUUCCGAUGACCACACACUGUCUUUCAUUACGCAACAACCCACGGACGCCAUUUGUGCAGUUGAAAUCUCAAAUAAGGAAUAUCUGCUGUGUUUUAGCAGCGUUGGGGUUUAUGUCGAUUGCCAAGGGCGAAGGUCGCGCCAACAAGAACUAAUGUGGCCUGCAGUUCCAACCGCAUGCUGCUAUAAUGCUCCGUACCUUUCAGUGUACAGUGAAAAUGCAGUCGAUGUUUUUGACGUGAAUUCAAUGGAGUGGAUUCAGACAAUUCCUCUUAAGAAGGUACGUCCAUUAAAUUCAGAAGGUUCUCUCAAUCUUCUGGGACUGGAGACAAUCCGACUUAUAUAUUUUAAAAAUAAAAUGGCUGAAGGGGAUGAGCUGGUUGUUCCUGAAACAUCAGAUAAUAGCCGGAAACAGAUGGUGAGAAAUAUCAACAACAAGCGACGCUACUCUUUUCGAGUGCCAGAGGAAGAGCGGAUGCAGCAAAGAAGGGAAAUGUUACGAGACCCGGAAAUGAGAAAUAAGCUAAUUUCCAACCCAACAAAUUUUAACCACAUAGCACACAUGGGGCCAGGAGAUGGCAUUCAGAUCCUGAAAGACUUGCCUAUGCCUAGGUCCCCUUAUACAUCCCCCCUCAGUCGUCACUCCAGCCUGAUCUCCUCUCCGAGCAACUUUGAGCACGUGUAUCACAUGACUGUAAAUUCUGCUGAAAACUUCCUGUCUUCCGAUGCUGUAAACCCUACUUCCUCUUCCUCCUCUUCCCCUUCUCUUCGUGCUACCCCUAGCUCACACAGGAACCUUCGUCAUCAGGAUAGUCGGACGAUGUUCAGUGGCUCUGUCAGUAUUCCUUCAAUCACGAAAUCCCGCGGUGAACCCGGGAGAUCAAUGAGUGCCAGCAGUGGGCUUGCAGCAAGGUCAUCACAGAACGGCAGUGCUUUAAGGAGAGAUUUCUCCGGGGGGAGUUAUGGAGCAAAACGUCAGCCCAUGACAUCUCCAUCUGACGGGUCGCUGUCUUCUGGUGGGCUUGACCAAGGGAGCGAUGUGCCAGCUCGAGAUUAUGAGCGGGAGGAUUCUGACUCUCCAAGACAUUCAACAGCUUCCAACAGCUCCAACCUCAGCAGCCCACCGAGCCCUGCAUCCCCCCACAAGACCAAGAGCAGCUCAUUAGAGAGCUCAGAUCAUGUGAGUUGGGACGCAUGAAGUUGCUCAUCAUCCCUUCAGGCUUAUCUCACAAGAUCGCUCGUCUCCCUUUGCUUUGUCACCUCUGGGACUGAUCUAGAGGAGUUUUUGGAGAUAGGCUACCUUGUCCAACACCAUAAUCUUGAUCUAGCAAGAAUGCAGAGUGUUGGUAAAGAGACACAGUAGAUAUUUAGUAGCAUUGAUUGCUUUUUCACAAGGUUUACAGGAGGUUUUGUUCUUGCGAAAUGCGUUGGCCACAAAGAGAUGAGCUCAAAAUCGCACAUACAAGAUAAAAAAAAAUUUUUUCCAAGGGAGGAAUAGCUAAUACUCCCAGUAAGCUUCAUCGGACUGUUGAGAAUCUGCACUGUCACUUGUCCUCAGACGCGUGACCACCCGCUGAAUGUUAAAUUUUUGUCGCUCGUGGCCCAUUUUCUUGUGUCAUCAAUAACGUAUUUUACUACAGAGUUUAAUCUAAAUAGUACAUUGCAUAUGUAUAUAUAUGGAUCAUGUAUUUCAUUGAGGAUAGAAAAAUAUUUAAAAAAGAGAUUCUGUAAUUUUAACAAUGGAUUGUUCGCUUUCAUAAGUAAUUGAUACUGAAAAACCAGCUUGAUGGAACAGAUUGUUCUGUUUGCAGCGUAUGUACUGUACAAUCACACUUAUUUCAAUCUAUAAUGCGUUCAUGUUGGUAACAUUUAAAGUCCCCCCCGGAUCAGAGUUUUGUAUCCAUUGAUUCAUGAUGUUCAUGGAUUCCCAUAUCACAAAUGUAUUUUGAUCAAUCCUUAUUAUCUAAAAAGUCCGGAACAUUUACUAAAUGUUUCAUGUUUCUGAUUGAGAUAACAAUUUCAUGAUCAAAAUUUUGUUUUUAUUUUUUAAACUCAGGAUCAAGGAUAGAUAAUAAUGAUAGGAUAUGAUACUAUGUACUUUAUACACAGACAUUCAUAGCCAGUCUACUGCUGGUGAUUAAAUUCUGUAUUUUACUACAGAGUAUAAAAACCCAUCAGACAGAAAUCCACUUUUAACAAUUGUUUUCCUACAAGGAUAACAUUAGUUUUUGUUUUUAGUUGUUAAUCAAAAUGGGCUCAUUACGUAGUGCCCCCUGAUUGCUGUAGUAAUGUUUUUAUGUUUAUACAGCAAUCCAUAAUUAGCUCUCUAUACUUAAGUAAUGUGAGCCGGCCUUCAGCACUACUAGUGUACAGUACGUAUAAGAAGGUUUGAUGAGGACGUGUUUGUAGUGAUUUCUCUGAAUCAGAUACAGCAAAUAUUUCAUCUAUAGUAACGUCUGUGUCAGCGUCUUUGCUAAGUAGAAUUCUGACAUCCUCAGCAAUGGGCUCACAUUCACUUUCAGCGCUCUGUGUCUCUUCGCUGCUAGCUAUCCUGUUUGGUGGCAAAGGGCUUUAUCAGUGUGUCUGGAUGUGUUAGAAACUCACCUUCUUUUUGGUGCUAAACCUCAAUAUAUAGUCAGGGUCCCAGCAGCAAUAAAACUGCUGCAAAAAAAGGACUUAACUAAAAGUGUUCUUCUUGUACCGUGUCCAGAUUAGGGAAAAUUUGUGGUUCCCCUAUGCAUGUAGGUCAUUGUAUUUCAAAUGCAUUGGCUUUGUUUGUAUUUAUUUAUUUAUUUUAACUUUUUUUUUACAUCACCGCUCCCUCACCAAAGUAUUCUCUGCCCUCCCUACUCUUUCUGUGUUAUAUAAAUUCACAUAUUGUGCUUUUCUCAUCCUCUGCAAAAUAAUUUUUGUUUGUUACAAUCGAGAUGUCAUUUUAUCUGUUAAUAUAAUACUAUUUAUAAUCACAAUGCUGGUAAAAUUUUAUACAGUUAAUGCUAAAGAAAACAAAAAAAAAAGGAAAAAAAAGACCAAAAAAAUUAAAAAAGAUAAAAAAAAUAGGUAGCAUUUAUUCUUCAUUACAAUAUAAUACAUUUUGUACCGUUAUACUUAAUGCGAAGAAAAUGGAAUAAUGGCAUAUUUCCACAUAGUAUGCAAUAUGAAGGGAACUAAGCAAAAAAAUAGCACUUCCUCCAAUAUUGUUACACAAGUUUAUAUUCAGCCUAUCUAUUCAUGUCUAUAGAAUUAAAUCAAAUAAUUCAAAUAUAUUGCUGGACCUGUCACAUAGCAGUGUGAGCCUCUAUUGUAAUUACCUGUUUUUAAUUUACACCUGACCUGUGCAGUCCUCAAGGGACAAUAUAUACUUACAAGAAACAUAUUGUAUAAUUCUACAUUUACUGACAAGAAUAACGAGCAGUACUACUGUUAUGACACUGGAUUAUUUCAGUGCAAUUUCUCUUCUUUUUCUCCUAGUGCUGAAAAAUAUAUAUAUAUAUCAAUAAAAAGGUUCCCUUAGUUUAAAAUUGUUUAAAGAUCACAGGAAUCAUUAUAAAAAUAAUAACAGAUGAGAUACAGAGCUAAGGUAGAGAUAAAGAGUUUUACGUUAGUAUAGAAGUAAGUUGAAAUUCGGAGGACGGUCAAUGCACAACACUUAUGUCCUUUCUACAAGUCUUAGUUGUAUAAACAAACAGCACAAUUAUCUAGAUUGUGAUUAAAUCCAAGGUUGAGCUCUCUCAGGCUGCACACGCUAAAGUAUCAGUGCUACAUAUUUUCGAGAAAAAAAAUCUAUGGCAUAAAUGGAGCAUGAGAGAAUUGAAGGGCAAGAAAAGUCUAUUGUUUUUCUUUUAUUCUAGUCUGCCUUGAUUCUCUUGUGACCCUGCAUCAUUUAUUAUUAUUAUUAUUAUUAUUAUCAGGUAUUUGUAGAGCGUCAACAGAUUCCGCAGCGCUGAUCAAUUAAGGAGAUCUUCUCACACACACAUACACACAUUUUAUAUAUAUAUAUAUAUACAGUAUAUAUAUAUAUAUAUAUAUAUUCCUCAAAAUAGACACUUCCUAGGUCCAUGCUGUUAUUGUAUUUGGUUGUAGCAGAUCUGGGAAAUUGCUGCACUAGGUCCCGGUUUAGUUUGCAUAUCUGUGAUAUGUUUUUACCAAUCUUCUCACUAACCCUGCUGAAUAUUAGCUCACACGGUUUUUAGCAGCACUUGGUAGACUCAGCCAGCGUUUACAAGAAAUUAUAGUGUUUAUAAGUAAAUUAAUAUAUAAAGCAAUGAAUAUAUUUCAGAAGAAUAAAUGCUAAGUUAUAUUUUAUCAAUCACACGUUUUAUUUUACACUGGCAUAAAAUGCCCUGUAUACUCCUUUAGUGUGGUUUAUUAAUCAUAAACAUUACAGAUAUUUAACCUCGUUGUGAGAGUGUGCAAAGACCAAUGUUUUUAUAAGUGAGCUGAUAAAACUAUAUACAAAAGUAAGUUAAUGGAAGUCUCAUGAAUGUUAUCCCAAUAGCUUUUUCAUAUAUUUGUUGCCUUUUCAUUCUGGGCACCCUAUGGGUGAUCUCAAAGCUUCAUACCUAACCAUGGCUUAAUGGUCAAGUUAAUCAUAAAAUUAAAUCAAUCUUGAAUACCUUAAUAUGCAUUUUCCCCUCCCCAAGUGAAAGCCCACCCUGUGUGCAGUGUUUUGUACCUCACAAGGUAGUUGCUGUUUGUAGUAAGCAGGAGUGGCUUGUGAAGGGUAUAUCAGCAGCAAGAUUUCCAAACUCUUUUUAUAUAGUUUAGUUAUUUAAAUACAUAUUUAUGGGUUGUUGCACAAAGUCAUGUCUCACUAUUUUAAUUUGUGGUCUGCUGCUCUUCAUGGGUGGUCCAUAACAUUUGUAAUUUGCAUAAGUUGACCACAUAGCUAAUUUAAAAAAAGGUGUAGGGAUGUAGUUGGGAGGAACUCAUUUUUUUACUGCCUGUUCACUUCACUUAUUUUUACCUCAUCCUUGCUGUAACUUUAAUACCAUACAUGUUAAAAAAAAAGUCUUGCAACUCAGGGCAGCUGAUACAUUUGAGAUACGCAGGUGCUACAAUAUUGUGCAUAGCACCUCACUACUGCUUUGUGCUUUCAGAUAUGCUCUUGGUCUCACAACUUUAUGAACCUGACCAACCAGUGAAUUUUACUUUGAAGGGACAUGAAACUCAAAAUUAAACUAAUUUCCCAUAAAAUGCUUAAUUAUCCAGAAUAAAAACCUUCACAAUACACUUUCAUUAUGUAUUUUGCCUGCUUUUUCUGUAAUUUAACUCUAAGAACUGUACUGUAUGGAAUCUAGAACCGUACAUGCUGCACAGUCAUUGGCCGAUGUGUGCAGGAAAUUGUUUAUAUCUGGCCUUAAGGGGAGUGCCCUGGAACUGCAAAACUAUGUAAUUACAUUUUUAUUUUAUUUUUUAAGUUAAUUUGUAUGCAGACGAGUUGCAAAAGAAGUGAAUAAUUGCUAAUGCAUUAGUGAAAAAAAAUAAUUUUAUGCCCCUCUAACAUCUGAGAAUUUUUCUGUGUUUUCACUAUUCGUACUGAGAAUUGAUUGUACUUCCAUUUUGUCUUUUAAAUACCAAUAAAAUCACACAAAACGUUA
Bombina bombina (fire-bellied toad) is the source of this 10065-nucleotide messenger RNA. It is a transcript of the gene CDC42BPA, whose product is annotated as CDC42 binding protein kinase alpha. Gene Ontology annotation, molecular function: ATP binding; protein serine/threonine kinase activity. Gene Ontology annotation, cellular component: actomyosin; cytoplasm; cytoskeleton. Bases 204 to 5663 code for a protein of 1819 amino acids. The transcript is spliced from 38 exons. The record is from RefSeq and is a predicted model, not a curated record. Gene Ontology annotation, biological process: actomyosin structure organization; peptidyl-threonine phosphorylation. Lineage: Eukaryota; Metazoa; Chordata; Amphibia; Anura; Bombinatoridae.